GCUGUUUAAUUAAUUUGUUUGCUUUGAGGAAAAGUGUUUUUGAAAAAAUGGGGUUUAAAAAUUUUGUUUUGUUAAUAACUGUGUUUGCUGCAGCUUGCAGUUCCAUUGUUAUGGCAUCUGAUCCGAGCCCUCUUCAAGAUUUUUGUGUGGCAGAUGUCAAUAAUCCAGUGAAGGUGAAUGGGUUCGUUUGCAAGAACCCAGCUGACGUUACUGCUGAAGAUUUCUUCAAGAGUGGGCUUCACACUCCAGGAGACACAAACAACCCUGUAGGCUCCAACGUAACAGCCCUGAACGUGGGCAACUUACCAGGACUCAACACUCUCGGCAUCUCCAUGGUCCGCAUCGACUACGGGCGGUAUGGCAUCAACGCACCCCACACUCACCCACGCGCCACCGAGAUUCUCGUCGUUAUUGAAGGAACCCUACUGGUGGGGUUCGUGUCAUCAAACCAAGAUGGCAACCGUCUCUUCUCCAAGGUCUUAAACAAAGGAGACGUGUUUGUUUUUCCAGAGGGGUUGGUUCACUUCCAACAAAACGUGGGGCGUCAUAAUGCGGUUGCGAUUGCGGGGCUUAGCAGCCAAAACCCAGGCGUCGUUACAAUUGCCAAUACUGUAUUUGGGUCCAAACCAGAUAUCCCCACUGGUAUCAUAGCCAAGGCUUUCAAGACUGAAGCUGCCAUUAUUGCUGCCAUUCAAGCCAAAUUCCCAUAAACUAAUGUUAUAAUUACAUUUAAUUAUGUAUUAAUCAUGUGUGGAGCGAAGUGGAGUGGACAUACUCAUACUUAAAUUUAAAUCUAAAUAAUGCUCUUUUUGGCAUCUUCCUGUGUUUUAAUUUUGUUACACCUUCUUGGCAUCUUUAUUGAGAAAUUAAAAAUCAUUGAAAUAAUACAUCUGCUUUGACCGCCA
Cucumis sativus (cucumber) is the source of this 905-nucleotide messenger RNA. Its product is annotated as germin-like protein 8-2. Lineage: Eukaryota; Viridiplantae; Streptophyta; Magnoliopsida; Cucurbitales; Cucurbitaceae. Gene Ontology annotation, cellular component: cell wall. The transcript has 2 exons. The coding region runs from base 48 to 710 and encodes 220 amino acids. The record is from RefSeq and is a predicted model, not a curated record. Gene Ontology annotation, molecular function: manganese ion binding.